Molecule: messenger RNA, 698 nt
Organism: Alnus glutinosa
Lineage: Eukaryota; Viridiplantae; Streptophyta; Magnoliopsida; Fagales; Betulaceae
Product: transcription factor MYBS3-like
Exons: 2
Coding region: 1-570 (189 amino acids)
Source: RefSeq, a predicted model, not a curated record
AUGCCUGCAGAUACAUUAUAUGAUAUGCACUCGUCAUUUUGUUACUUUCAUAUAAUUUUGUCAGUUGAUACUUCGAUAGUACCUCAUCAUGACUUCUUAUCUGUCAAUCAAUCACUGGCUGAAACACAGGGCAAUCCUCAAUUGCCUACCACUCCUCUGGACGAAGAAUGUGAAUCAAUGGAGUCUAUAAACUCCAAUGAUGGAAAUCCUCUUCCUCCAAAGCCAGAUAGCUCACAACCUUGCUACCAAGUGGUCUAUCCUGCUUAUUUCUCACCGUUCUUCCCAUUUCCUCUUCCAUGUUGGUCGGGAUACAAUAAUGAGGCAACUAAGAAGGACACUCACGAGGUUCUCAAGCCAACUGCAGAACAUUCAACGAGCCCGAUCAAUGUUGAUGAGCUGGUUGGCAUGUCAAAACUGAGCAUAGGAGAAUCUAUUGGUCAUUCUAGUCCAUCCUCUCUUUCACUGAAUCUGCUUGAAGGGUCCUUUAGGCAGUCAGCUUUUCAUGCAAAUCCAGCCUCUGCUGGCAGUUCAAAUAUAAAUUCGAGCAGCAGCCCAAUCCAUGCAGUUUAAUGGGCAGCUUUUCUGAGCUUGAGAUUGUAGGUUAGCUCAAUGCUGGGUGAAUUCUUAAGGUUACUGUUAAUACAAGACUAAUAAUGUGCAGUUUGGUUUGGUUUGGUUAUUUCAGAUCACCUUAAUAA